AUGCCUUUAAGGGAUGGAAUUUUAUGGGAGAAACAAGUGCAUAAAAACGCUGACAGCAAAUUUUGUAUUUCUUUAACCGGUGAAUGUUUUGGAACUGAAGAAGAAAUGGAGAAAAGAAAACAGGAAUAUAAUGAAUGUAUAUGGUCAUGUCGUCACAUCGCAUAUGAUGAUCCUGUCCGUACUUUUAUGGAUGCAUUAGAGAUAGAAACUAAAGCAAUUGAAGAUAUUCGUAACCGAUUUUCGAUAGAUCUGAUUGCGGAUUUUUGUAAAACAGUUCAUUACAGUUAG
Messenger RNA from Dracunculus medinensis (Guinea worm), 288 nucleotides. The record is from the annotation of a GenBank genome assembly. Lineage: Eukaryota; Metazoa; Nematoda; Chromadorea; Rhabditida; Dracunculidae.